AUGGGCCACCAUGGUCAGAGAAAACAUAAAAAGAAACUUGAAACUUUGAUUGCAGAAACAAAAAACAAGAAUGCAGUAAGAGAAGGGAUCCUUGUGCUUCCGGAAGCUGGGGAAGAUCACACACCGCCGAGAAGCAUCCAUAUUGAUGCAGACGCACACCAAAACACAGGCCCGGACCUUCUGUUACACGUACACAGACACGUACAAAGCUUCAAUGUGCGACAGGUUCAGACUGCAUCCAAAGCUGUGGUUGUCAAGACUGUUAUCCAUGUUGUCCAUGAAAAUGGCUCAACCGUUGGGACAUUUACAGUCGAAACUUUGCCAGCAACAGUAUCAAACUCUGAGAUUGGGAUUGUCACCAUUCCAGCAGAGUCAGAUUCACCGAUUACUGUCUCUGCCCUUCCAAGUGCAACAUCAGCGUCUCACACUGCCUCAGUUAGUAUCCCAGCAACUGAAUCGCCCUCUUUAAGUGAACCUGUCACGCUCCCUAGUGCGUCUGAAACUGCUCCUAGCAUUCCGGUUUCACAAUCACCACCACCUGCGGCAUCCGACCACCAAACAUCAGGGAUCAUUACAUCUCCCGCCGAUGUUAUCUUAAUCCCAUCGGUGACCCCGGAAACGCCUGUUGUCACAUUGCUGACGCCCUCGUCUCUCAACCUCUACCCGGUUAUCCCUACAUCCGCCAGCGAAACUUCAAUUAUCCCACCUAUUUCCAGUAGCGAUAUAGUCUCUCUGGUUACCUCCAUAGUCCCGUCAAUUGCCUCUUCGAUUCCUCCCUCUAUUUCCACGUCUUCCUCCCCCUUGGUUUCUACACCAAGUUCUAUUCUACUUUCUACCGCGACUACAACAUCCUCCUCGACGACAUCUUCUACUUCAACCUCCACUUCUUCAGUGAAAUCUUCCGUAACUUCCUCGACUUCCACUACACUCUUCUUUGGAGGAGGCGGGGGUGCUCCAACUGAAAAUAGCGGACCCGCUCCCACUAAUUUAUUUGAUAACCAGGGCCAAACUUCCAAAACCGAUGGCCUCUCUCCACCGCGAGUCAUUGGAGCUGUUGUUGGCUCAGUUUCCGGUUUUGUUUUGAUUCUAUUGAUCAUCUUGUUUACAAUCCGUUCUCGAAAACGAAAGUCCUCGCAAACCCGUGCACUCUCCGAAGGUGCAGGUUCUACAAUGCCAGCGGAGUACCCUCCACGUCCUGGUUUCAGUUCAAGCGCUCGCUCAAGUGCCAUUAUUGCCAACUUCUUUGCGCCUGCCCGAGCUCUUAGCCGAUGGAGAGACUCUGAUCAGUCGCUUCGCACUGAAGAAUUCGUACCGGCUCAACGCGGCUUUGAAAAGCUUGGGGGUAGGAAACUAAAAUCUGUGUUAGAAACUGGUGGUGACGGUUAUGAUAACGAGUUCGGAGUUAGCGAAAAAGUGUAUGAAUCCGGCGCAUUGACAAAAGAUAUAGGAGUCGGCGUUGCGUCUGCUUCGUACGAUCCACCACUCAACAAGGAAAUCGGACAGUCCCGAACUAUUCCCUCCCCGCCGCUUGGCCGUCCUGCGUCCCAGGAAAGUGACUCUUCUGAGAAGGUUUUGUUCCGCCCAUCCCCUGCGAGAGCGAUCACCACCGAAAGCUCCGUCUCUGGUACCGACGUGCCUACUACUGCUAGAACUGGGAUGAUGACGCGGAUGAUGUCCCCCCAACCACCGCCACGCUCGUCGAUGAGAGCUUUCUCAGGUGAUGCCAUUGGGAGGAGUCAUGCGAGCGCGGAUGGCAGCUGUACUAGUCGCUUCACGGAGGGAAUUUAA
Molecule: messenger RNA, 1788 nt
Organism: Uncinocarpus reesii 1704
Lineage: Eukaryota; Fungi; Ascomycota; Eurotiomycetes; Onygenales; Onygenaceae
Exons: 1
Coding region: 1-1788 (595 amino acids)
Source: RefSeq, a predicted model, not a curated record